UCCGGAGAAUCGAACGAAAGGGGAAAAGGUCUUUGCCCCGGCGGUCAACGAACGAGAGGCCGAAAUUUCGAGAAAAGACGAUGGAGAAGGGAAGAUCAACCCGCAGGUAUAAAAGCCCUGGAUGCUCGAUCGAGCAUUCAUUAAUCAGUACGCAGUUUUCCAACACAGUUCGAUCUUCAGAGAAUAGUUUCUCGCGAUAGAGUCAGUGAUUAACAAUCAAUCGGUCAGUCAGUUUGAAUCAAAGAAAUUUCGCAAACUUCUCAUUCGUCGAACCUGCUGAGGGUGCCGCCGACUCCCCUUGCGAUCAUCCGCGAGCAGCGUGAAUCCAAGCGAAACAACUACGACCAAUCACCGAGCAACCUUGCCAAUUUCCAGCCUGAGGCUUAUGAGCCUUGCGGACGUGCUGCAUCGUCAGAGCACUCAACUUACAAUUCCUUCCUUUUAUCCUAUUCCUGAUUGCUUUGCGGGUGAAUUACGGCUUGCUCAGACCAAAAUUGUAUCUUCGUCGUGCAUAUAUAAGGAGAAAAGGUUUUUCUUGCGCUCAUAUAUAUACAAAGUCCGGCGCUGCAGUUUCUGUCAGCGCUUAGGACAUACAGCGUCUUCGUGCAAAAAGGCUUCUUCUGAUAAACAAUUCUGCGAACGGUGCGGAAAGUCAGGAUACUCUAAGCCCGACUGUUUAAGUGACGUGUUCGAAUGCAUUAAUUGCAUUAGAAUCAAACACAAAGAUUACAAACACCAGGCCUCGGACGCAAAGUGCCAUGCUUAUAUGAGGCAAAAAGACACACACAAGUUGAUGGCGACAAGGGACCUUUUGUUUAGAGAGGCGUCAGAGCUCUUUGAUAAAGAAGGUGAGGUUUUCAGGUUUACUGCUUCCUCUGGGUCUAAGGGCGACGGGCGUAGGCCGGAUCUUGAUCGUCCAGGGUGUCGGGGGGCUGACAGUGGGACGCCACCUCUCGGUAGUGCCGUGUUGGUUCUCGCCGCUGCUCGGACGGUUGCGCGCAGUGAGCAGUGGUUGCCGUACGAAAAAGAUGGCUUUUACCAAAAGCUUGAACAUUAUGCAGUGAAACUGCCGUUCCUUGCCUCGCAGCCCUCCCCGGUGGUCUUGCAAUUACAUUGAAGUCAAUUUCUGGACUUCAUUUCUCCAACUGUGCUCGAAGUUUGAACCAUCCAUAAUUUGCGGGGACUUCAAUGGAAAAAGCUCGUUGUGGAGCAACUCUCCCACGUAUUAUACCAAUGAAUGAAGGUGUGACGGUGCAACCGACGGCAGAACUGCAGGCGCAAAGCCAAAUCCCAUUGGGCGAGGGCCGCCGAGAGAGGAAGCGAUAUGCGAGAGAAGUUGCGCAAGCGCUAGAAUUAGAAACAGACGAAGCGAUGGCGCAGCUGGAAAGAUUGAUGGAGAUGGCGCAGGAGGGCGCGCAGCACCCGGAUGAGGACUCAGAGGGCAGCACCAUCGGCGCGAGCGACCCGUAUUGGAAAGGCCGCGAAAUUUAAAAAGAAAAAAAAAAGAGAAAUCAAGAAACAAAUAGAAAUAAGGAUAUAAAUGUAAAUGAAAUUAUUAUAUGGUGAUGGGAAAUAAAAAAGUUAUUAUUAAUAUUACAUCUAUUGUUAGAUAGCGUAAUUGGUAAAAAGAAUAAUCAAAAGAAGUCGGAAGGCUCGCGUUAAUACGUUUUUUUUAUUAUCAUUAUUGUUAUAUUUUAAUUAUUAAGAUUUCGGUGAACAAGGUAAAUUAAGCAAGGGAAGAAAUAAAGGCACAUAACUAGAGAUAAAUAGGAAGAUUAAAACAGGACUAAUAAUAGAAGUAGUAGAAGACUGGAGAGAAACUUCUCGAACAUUCGGGGUAAUAAAAAAAGGAAAGUUAAGAACAAAAAUUAGAAGGAAAGGAUAAAGGGAGGCAUUAGAUGGCGAAAGCGAUAGGAAAAAUUUAUUAAGAGAUAUAAUUUAAAAAAACAUACCCCCGAAGCUUCGAGAAGAUCUAAAGCUAGCGAAGACAAGAGAGGGAAGAAGCAAUAUAAAGAAGCGAAUCGAGACGCAAGGGAUCGUCAGUGAUCGGUCGAGCGAAAAGAUCGAGGAAAACUCGUAGGAAACGCGAAAAAAUCGGCCGCGGCGAUAUUUAACGAAAAAUCAUCAGCGUAAUUGAGAUAACGCACCAAUAUUACAAAUUCUGCAAGAAAGGAAAAGUUAUGUGAUUUUGUGAUAUAGUUAGGCGUUCG
Molecule: messenger RNA, 2210 nt
Organism: Pseudomyrmex gracilis
Lineage: Eukaryota; Metazoa; Arthropoda; Insecta; Hymenoptera; Formicidae
Exons: 6
Coding region: 386-1117 (243 amino acids)
Molecular function (GO): nucleic acid binding; zinc ion binding
Source: RefSeq, a predicted model, not a curated record